This is a messenger RNA of Schistosoma spindalis, 927 nucleotides long. Lineage: Eukaryota; Metazoa; Platyhelminthes; Trematoda; Strigeidida; Schistosomatidae. The record is from the annotation of a GenBank genome assembly.
UGGUGAUCCUCUGCUACUAGACGCGGAAGCCUGUUAAGCGAAAACUUUUUCUAUUCCGUCACACCAUUUGAACCCGCGUUAAUGGACUACAAGGUCAAUUCCGCGAUAAAACAUGCGCCUAAAUAUUGUUGUUGCAGUUUCUGAAAACUGGGGUAUCGGGAAGGGUGGAAAUUUGCCUUGGAAAAUUAAGUAAGGUUCAGCUUCGAUAACAUACCGGGUCGGUUAAUAUUUUAAAGUAACCAUUUAUAAUUAAGACACUCAAAUUUUUCGAUCGAAUAGUUUACAGGGUUUUAGGAGACAAUGGAUACUUUAGGCAGUUCAAGUAGACUAUGUCUUCGUUAAAAAAUUGCCCUUAAAGGAAAGACAUGGAAUUUUUCAAAUCAGUAACAACUAAAGCUCGUCCAGGUCUCAAAAAUGCGGUUGUUAUGGGGAGAGUUACAUGGGAAUCUAUACCAGAGAGCUUCAAACCACUAAAGGAUAGAAUUAACAUAGUGGUAUCAAGCACGCUAUCACACGCACCACCAUGUGUUCUGAUUGUUCCCAAUCUUAAUGCAGUCAUUGACUUGUUAUAUGAUGAAGAAUUCAGCUCCAUAGUAGAUGAGGUUUUUAUCAUUGGUGGGCAUAGCCUUUACAAAGAAGCCUUGAAACAAUCGAUAAUCCCGGUUCGUAUCUAUUGUACGCACAUACUAAAUGAGGUGGACUGCGAUACUUAUUUCCCAAAAGUCGAUUGGGGUAAACUGAAAAAAGUUGAUCUACCAGAUAUACCAGCGGAUACUUUCACAGAGAAUGGAUUUACAUACAAAUUCUGUGUUUAUGACGUUCCAUCCGGACAGUUUAUGUAAUUUAAAUUUAUUAGUAGAUAUCAUGUAAUCAAAUAUUUAGUCUUAAAAUUUUUGAUUUUAAAUACAAAUCGUUUUAUACCUCCCA